CAGCACGCCAACAACACGUGACGAUUCGCGAGCCAAUCGUCGCCAAAACAGAGCUACAUUCAGCAUUCGUGCAUGCGCACUGCGCCAGGCCGAUCCGCGUGAGCCCCCGCUGCAAGAGCAGCAGCCACAGCACAGCACCACAGAGCAGCACCGCAGCCGAGCUCAAAUAUGCACGCAUCGAUGCGCGCAGCCCUCCUCCUAGCGACGGCGGCCGCCGACUUUCCCCUGCUACCCAUCGCGCCACCAUUAACAACACUAACAAAUCUGAAGACGGACCCGACCGACGUCUUCGUCUGCUCCUGGCCCAAGAGCGGCACGACGUGGAUGCAGGCCAUCGUCGCGCAUCUCGUCGCGCCGGACCGGUCCAGUUGGAAGCACGUCUCCGAGGUCACGCCGUUCUACGACGUCGCGGCGUCGUGGGACGGAUCUGAGCCGUCGCAAGCGCUCGCCCAACACUUUGCGAAGCGCGGCCGGCGCUGCUGGAACACGCACCUGCUCUGGUCCCUCAUACCUAAAGGUGGGCGCUACAUUUAUGUUGUGCGCGACCCGGCCGACGCCGUCGUGUCCUUCUGGCAUCAUUUGAGGAACCAGCGCGGCGCCGCGGGCACCUACGAGGGCACCCUCUCGGAAUUCGCGGCGGAGAUCAGCGAAGGGACGCAGCCGUACGGCGCCUGGGCGGCGCACGUCUCGGACUGGGCGGCGGCGGCCCGCGACCCUUCUGUGUUAAUUGUGCGCUACGCGGACAUGAAGCGCGACGCCGCGGCGGUCGUGCGGCGCGUCGCGACGCACCUCGGCGUGGCCAACGUCGACGCGGACGCGAUCGCGCGGCUCACGUCGUUUGAGGAGAUGAAGACCGACGCGAAACGCUACGCGCCCGUGUCCGUGGAGUGGGCGCCGGGCUUCGAGUUCAUCCGCGCGGGCCGCGUCGGCGACGGGGCUGUCCUUGAUGAGGACGCGCGGCGGGCGUUGGUGGAGGGGCUGACGGAAUCUGGGCGGGCGGUGGCUUUCGGCGACGGCGGUUUUGGGGAGUUGUGAG
This is a messenger RNA of Pelagomonas calceolata, 1036 nucleotides long. The record is from the annotation of a GenBank genome assembly. NCBI's taxonomy places the organism in Eukaryota, Pelagophyceae, Pelagomonadales, Pelagomonadaceae.